CUCUGACCAAAGACCUUCAGUACACGUUGGGACCUUCACUCGAGUGUGUGUGUGUGAAUGUGCUUCCUGUAGUUUUUCUUUUCUUUCUUUGGCCAAACCACUUGACUUCAACUAUUGGAUAUUGCGAAUCUGUGGAUCAAUUUGGAUAUAACUAAAUCAACACUUUUUAAAAAAGAGAACAAAAGAUUUCAUGAGAAUUUAAAGCAUGGAAUCUUUAGUGAUGGACGCGCAGUGUGGCUGCCCAUCUUUUGUUAGCCUCUAAAAUUCCGUAAAUCGCCUUCAGGAGAAGAGAAAAGAACCUGGACGUUGUGAUCAGUGAUCAUGUUUUGGCAUUCUACAUCAAAGUUUACUGACCGGUUGCUGGUCAGCUGUUAAGAAAAAAGUGCACGUUUAUUUUUCGUUUUUGUGUGUUGUUUGUGUGUCUGUGUACAAUUUGUUGUUUUAAACGAUCGCAACGUACAAUGAUUUCCUAAAAAAUAGCCAGGGAUGCCAGCAUUCUGCAGUUUCUUAAAACUGCCUGAUUGGACCACGAGUCGUACGGAAAACGAACCAAGAAUGGCGGGCGAAUGUUGCCGUAGCCGCCAUUUAGUGAAACCCUGGCCUCUCAAAGUCUUGGCGGUCAGUACAGUGUCGAAAACCACCACUCCUUCCAGGCAACCUCACCGGACUGAGAAACGACCUGGGCGGUGUUGUGCUACGCCGCCGCACAGCAGUAGUUGGGUGCUGCUGCUGCUGUUUUUAAUUGCCGCCAGUUUAACAACAGUCGCCCGUUGCGAAUACAUUCGCGAAUUCGAAAUCUCGGAAGGUGUAUCUCUGGGAACGACAAUCGGCUUGAUCGGUGAGAGCAAUCCAGGUGUGCCACGACCCCCACCGCCUCCCUAUCUGAUUGUGCCAGUGCCGGGCAGCGCUGUCGAUUCCGAUUUGAACAUUGAGCAGUCGACGGGCGAAAUUCGAACCAAAGUCGUCCUGGACCGGGAACUGCGCUCGUCCUACUCGCUGGUGGCGAUCCCGCUGAGUGGCGAGAACAUCCGCGUCCUGGUGACGGUCAAGGAUGAAAACGACAACGCGCCAACGUUUCCCAAUCCUUUGCUGCAGAUUGAAUUCCCGGAGAACACGCCUCGCGACGUCAAGCGAACGCUGCCACCGGCCAGGGACCUGGAUUUGGAUAUAUUCAACACGCAGCGCUACAACAUCAUUUCGGGCAACACCAACAACGCCUUUAGGCUGUCGUCACAUCGGGAGCGCGACGGGGUUCUCUAUUUGGACCUGCAGAUCAACGGCUUUUUGGACCGUGAGACGACGGCAUUCUACAGUCUGGUGAUCGAAGCCCUCGAUGGCGGCAAUCCACCGCUGCGUGGCUUUAUGACCGUCAACAUCACCAUCCAGGAUGUCAACGACAACCAGCCCAUUUUCAAUCAGAGUCGCUACUUUGCUUCGGUGGCCGAAAACGCCACCAUCGGCACCAGCGUCCUCCAGGUCUUCGCCACCGACACGGACGCCGGCGAAAAUGGACGCAUCACCUACUCCAUCAACCGGCGUCAGAGCGAUCGCGACUCGGUCUUCGUCAUCGAUCCUCUGACCGGCGUCAUCUCCGUCAAUCGCCCCCUGGACUUUGAGACCAAGGAGGUUCACGAAUUGGUGGUGGUGGCCAGUGAUUCGGGCGUCCAGGCACUGGAGACGACCGCCUUCGUCUCGAUCCGCGUCACAGACGUCAACGAUAACCAGCCGACUAUCAACUUGAUCUUCUUGAGCGACGACGCUACUCCCAAGAUUUCCGAGGACGCCCAGCCGGGUGAAUUUGUUGCCCGAAUCUCCGUCAACGACCCCGACUCCAAGGAGGAGUACGCCAAUGUGAACGUGACUUUGGACGGGGGCGAAGGUCACUUUGGUUUGACCACCCGUGACAACAUUAUUUACAUGAUCGUUUCGCUCCCGCUGGAUCGAGAGGUGAAGCCCAACAUGACGCUGGUCGUGACGGCGACCGAUCAGGGAAGUCCGCCGCUGCACGCGUCGCGGGCUUUUAAUUUGCGCGUUACCGACACCAACGACAACGCGCCCCAGUUCGAACAGACAAUGUACUACGCCAACGUGCUGGAAGUGGCCGAUCCGGGCACUUCCGUGUUCCAGCUCUCGGCCCUGGAUCGGGAUCUGGGCAACAAUUCCGUUGUGACUUAUUCGAUUCUCGAGUCGCCCGACACUCACUCGGAUUGGUUCCAAAUUGACGGGCGCACUGGACUCAUCACGACGCGGAAGCACAUUGACUGCGAAACGGAUCCCGUGCCACAAAUCACCAUUCUGGCGUCGGAUGCUGGCCGGCCGUCGCUCACCGGCACGGCCACGGUCCGCGUCACCAUCCGCGACGUCAACGACAACGAGCCCAUUUUCGAUCAAAGCUUCUACAACGUUUCGGUCCGUGAAGAUGAGGCUGUCGGCCAUUGUGUUCUCAAGGUAUCGGCCACAGAUCCGGAUUGCGGAGUCAACGCCAUCGUCAACUACACGAUGGGCGACGGAUUCGGCAAGUACAGAGAGUUCGAGGUCAACCCGUCGUCAGGCGAGAUUUGUAUCUCGGCCGCGCUCGACCACGAGAAGAGAAACAUCUACGAGUUCCCAAUUCUGGCCACUGACAGAGGUGGUCUGAGCACGACCGCCAUGGUCAAGAUCCAAGUGGUGGAUGUCAACGACAAUCGGCCGACGUUCUACCCGCGCGAAUACAACGUCUCGCUGAGAGAACGUGAGACGGUCAAUUCUCCGGUGGUUGUCGUCGUGGCCACCGAUAAGGACGCCGGCAAGUACGGCACCGUCCGCUACGCCAUCGUGGCCGGCAACGAGGAAGGACUCUUCCGCGUCGAAAUGUCCAGCGGUGAAGUCUUCCUGACGCAGCCGUUGACCCGAGCUCGGCUGGCUCAUCGGCUCAACAUUUCGGCGACGGACGGCGGUGGCCUCCGUUCGGCUCACGACGCCGAGGUCCUUGUCACCGUCAUCGACAGCAACCACCAGCCUCCCAUCUUCGAGAACAACCGUUACCUGUUUUCGGUGCGCGAAGACGCCCAACGCAAUUCGGUGAUUGGCACCGUAUCGGCAUCUAGUGUAACUGGUUCCGACACAGCCCGCUACUCCAUCUAUUCCGGCGAUCCUAAUGGCUACUUCUCCAUUAACCCGGUCACCGGAGUCAUCAGGACCAAUACGGAAUUGGAUCACGAGACGCAUCCCUUCGUCUUGCUCAACGUCGCCGCCAUGACGGGAGAGCCGCCCACUUUCGGCCACAGCCAGGUCAACAUAACCAUCGGCGACGUCAACGACAACGCUCCCGAAUUCGACACGGUGGUGGUGAAAAUCUCGGUGGCCGAGAACGCCGAGCUGGGCUCGCCCAUCUACGCGGCCCACGCUCACGACGACGACAGCGGCGACAAUGGAGCCGUCAUCUACCAGCUGCUGACCAAUCCCGACGGACUCUUCAAAAUCGACUCGCGCCAAGGGUUCAUCAUGCUGACGCGCAAAUUGGAUUUCGAAACGACGCAGAAAUAUGCGCUGGUGAUCGGAGCGCAGGAUAAAGGAUCGCCGCCGCUCCGCUCCAAUUUGACGUUAAACAUCGAAGUGCAGGACGUCAACGACAACCCGCCGACCUUUGAGAAAGACGAGUACCAAGUCAACGUGGCCGAAUCGCUGGCCGUCAACUCCCAGUUCCUCCAGGUCAACGCCAUCGAUCUGGACACGGGCAACAACGCCCGGCUGACCUACCGGGUCAAAGAGGAAGCCCUGGCCGACGUCUUUGGCAUCUUCCCCAACAGCGGCUCGCUCUACUUGAAGAAGAGCCUGGAUCGAGAGAUGCGCGAUCGCUACACGCUGACGGUUGUGGCGACGGACAACGGACUGCCGCCGGGCAGCGCCGCCGCCACCGUCAACGUUUUCGUCAACGACGCCAACGACAACGAUCCCGUUUUCACCCGUGACGUCUACCAGUUCACCAUCGAGGAGAAUUUGGAGAAGGGUGCCCUGGUCGGCGUCGUCUCCGCCAACGACAAGGAUCUCGACGCCAACGCCGCCUUGCGCUACAGCCUCUUGCCCGCCAACGGCAGCUUCCAGCUCAAUUCUCUCACAGGUGAAAUUUUCACGAAGAAUCCGCUGGAUCGUGAGGCCAAAGCUGUUCACGAACUGCAAAUCGAGGUGAAAGACCAAGGAAAUCCGCCGCGAAGUGCCAAAGCCAUCGUCCGAGUGAUGGUCACUGACGUCAACGACAACACGCCGGUCAUCGUCGAGCCGGAAGAGACGGUGUUGAGCGUUCGCGAAGAACUUCCUGCCGGCACGGAAGUGGUGCGCAUCCGGGCCGUCGAUACGGACGAAGGCAACAACGCCUCCAUCACUUAUUCGUUCGUCAUUGGUGACGACACUGACGGAUUGGAGGCCUUCACUAUUGACGAGUCGACGGGAACUAUCCGGACCAAAGUCACGUUGGAUCACGAGGAACGCGCCUUCUAUCGGCUGGCGGUUUCAGUCAAAGAUCACGGCCGCCCGCCCAAGGAAACCGUUCGCCAACUCCAGAUCGAGGUGUUGGAUCUGAACGAUAACAGACCGACCUUUUCCACGUCGUCGUUCGCUUUCAAGGUGGUGGAAGGCGUGCCGAUCGGACAGGAGAUCGGAACGGUGAUCGCCGAAGAUCGAGAAGCGGGCGAGAACGAGCGGGUGACGUACACGUUGCUCAGCGGCAACGCCUACGGCUCGUUUGAUAUCAACAAGACGACGGGCGCCCUGUUCGUGGCCAGGGAGAUCGACCGGGAGGCGGUGGCCCAGUACACGCUCCAAGUGAAAGCCGUCGACAGCAGCGUCACCCAUCCGCAGAGCAACAUCAUCAACAUCAAGAUCGACGUGGUGGAUGUCAACGACUGCGCUCCCAGCUUCAACGCCGACCCGGUCGUCUUCUCCGUCUCGGAGAACGCGGCCGUCGGGACGGCCGUCUGGAACUUUAGCGCCGUCGAUCCGGACGACGGAUCCAACGGGGCCAUCCAGUACACGUUGACCCACCAGUGGCCGGUUGGAGCCUUCAAAAUCAACGCCAACUCGGGCAUCUUGACGCUCAUCAACCCGCUGGAUCACGAACAGCAUCCGGAAUUCAUGGUGGUCGUGACGGCGUCCGAUCAGCCGGAGAACGAAGCCGACCGGCUGACUUCGUCCGUGACGGCCCGCAUCCUCGUCGAGGACUUUAACGACAACGCUCCUGUCUUUGUGUCGCGGACGCGCGUCGACAUCAUGGAGGACGAGCCGGUCGGCUAUCCGCUCCUGCACGUCAUCGCCGUGGACCGCGACGCCCGCGACAACGGCCGCGUCUCCUACUCGAUCGUUUCCGGCAACGAAGAUGGCGCUUUCUCGUUAGAUGUCGCCAGCGGCGUUCUGGCCGUCACCCGACCCCUCGAUCGCGAGUCGCAGAACCGCUACGCCCUCAACGUCACGGCCACCGACCAUGGGAGACCGGCCAGGGCCAGCUGGCAAUUGGUGCACAUCCACGUGGAGGAUAUCAAUGACAAUCCGCCGCGUUUCGUCCGCCCGCUUUACGAGGCGGCCGUGGGGGAAAAUUCUCCGGCCGGUACCUUCGUCGUCAAGGUGUCGGCCACCGACAAGGACGUCGGCACCAACGGCAACCUGACGUACGCCAUCCCGGAAGGAAUCGCCGAUGGCAUGUUCAGUGUGGACCCGACGACCGGCGCCGUGACAACCACCGGACCGCUGGAUCGUGAACGCAAAUCCUCCUACAUCGUGACGAUUUACGUGCGUGACGGCUCAUUUCCGGCUCAGUACGACGCCACCAGCGUCGUGGUGGACGUCCUCGACGUCAACGAUCACGCCCCUCAGUUCGGCGAGUCGUGCUACCCUUUGCGCGUGCCGGAAAACAGCGACUUGUCCGUCAUCCACACGGUGGUGGCCACCGACGCCGAUUCAGGAGUCAACGGCGAGAUCACCUACAGCAUUACGGGUGGCAACGUCGGCAACAAGUUCAGCAUCGAUUUGCACACGGGCCAGCUGUCGAGCCGGCCGCUGGAUCGCGAGCUCAAGGAUAGGUACUACCUGAUCAUCGCGGCCCAGGACCGAGGCGUCCCGUCGCCCCGCCAGGGAUUCUGCAACAUCACCGUCAGCGUCGACGACGAAAACGACAGCGACCCGCGGUUCACCCAAAAUCGCUACACGGCCACCCUGGCCGAGAACGUCCAACCGGACACGAUCGUCAUGACCGUACAGGCCACCGACGCCGAUCGCGGCCACAACGCCAAAAUUACCUACUCGCUGAGCAACGAGACCCAGUGGCUCUUCAAAAUCGACAACGAAACGGGCGUCCUCACCACCACCGGUCACUUUGAUCGUGAGAGACGGGGCAGCUACACUUUCGAGGUCCGAGCCACGGACGGUGGACGUUACGACGCCCGCUCUGAAAAGGCGCAGAUCCACAUCACCAUAACUGACGUCAACGAUAACAAGCCGGUUUUCGUCAAAUACCCGUUCGCCGCCGACGUCCCGGCUUUCACUCAGCCAAACCAGCAACUCCUUCAAAUUGUGGCCGAAGAUAAGGACGAAGGCCCUGGCGGCGAGGUCGUCUACAGCCUGAUCAAUCAGCCGUCCAACUCGAAAUUCCGCAUUCAUCCGAGCACGGGUGUCGUGACGGCCACCAAUUCCCUGACGAUGGAAUCGGGCCGCCUCUUCCACCUGGAGGUCCUGGCCACGGACAAAGGCUCGCCGUCGCUCAGCUCCACGGGAUUGAUUGAGAUCCGCGUCGGGAUGGGCGAGGCCGGAUCGAGUGACGUCCCGUCUCAGGUGGCACUCCGCUUUCAGAACACCACCUAUCAUGUCCAACUGGGCGAGAACGCUCCCGUCGGCAAAGAUGUCAUCCAGGUGUCGGCCGUGCGGUCGGACGGGCGUCGCCAAAGGGUCACCUACAGUUUUGGCAGCGGCAACGAGGAGAACACCUUCGAAAUCAACUCCAACAACGGGCUGAUCCGCGUCCGCGACCAGAAACGGCUCGACUUUGAGAGCGCACCUCAUCUGCGGCUGAUCGUCGUGGCUCAGGCCGAAGGAGCCUCGCCCCUUUACGGCUACGCCACCGUUUGGGUCGACCUGCUCGAUCAGAACGACAACGCUCCGCGGUUCACGCAGGACAGCUACACCUCCGCCGUUUGGGAAGGCAACAAUAAAGGAACAUUCGUCAUGCAGGUGUCAGCGACUGAUGGAGAUAUGGGCGCCAAUGCGAACAUCAUCUACCACAUUGUGGACGGCAACCAUGACAACGCGUUCGUCAUAGAGCCGCCAUUCUCUGGCAUCGUCAAGACCAACAUAGUUCUUGAUCGUGAAAUUCGUGAUUUCUAUCGACUGACUAUCAUAGCCACUGACGAAGGAUCGCCUCAACUGACGGGCACUUGCACCCUGCGCAUCAACAUUGUCGAUGUCAACGACAAUCAGCCCACUUUUCCACCACACAGCGUCGUCAGCGUCAGCGAAGGAUCCGAAGUGGGAACGGUCAUCACGACCAUUACGGCCAACGACGUCGAUACCAACCCGACAUUGACGUACGAUUUCGCCGACGGCGGCAAUCCCGAUCGGAUGUUUAGCAUCGACCGUUUCAGCGGGAAGAUCACGCUGGCCCAGCCGUUGGAUCACGAACGCCAACAACAGUACACCCUGCGUGUCCAGGCUUCCGAUAUGGCGCACAUUACCGAAACGUCGAUCACGGUCAACGUACUCGACGAGAAUGAUAACGCGCCCGUGUUUAGUGUCCAAAACUACCACGCAUCACUGCCAGAAUUGACCGAACCCGGUUACGCCGUAUUGAGCAUCAACGCCACAGACGCCGACAAGGGAGAAAACGCCCGCGUUCGCUACAGUCUGGCCAUCUCGCCGACUGACGCCUUCUACAUCAGCGAGGAGACGGGCGUUAUCUACACCAACCAAACGCUCACCUUCAACCCACGCCAGCCGGUUUUGCAGUUGGUUGUCAAAGCUCAAGACAGGGGCCGACCAUCCUUGUCCAGCGUCGUGGCUGUUCGCAUCCAGAUAGCCGACGUCAACAACAAUGCUCCGAAAUUUUCGCAAGAUGUUUACACGGCCCAUAUUAGUGAAGAUGCAACACGUGGCACCAUCGUUCUGCACGUCUCGGCCGCCGACAGUGACGAAACUCGAGACAACCACAACAUCGACUACUCGAUCGAAAAUGGCAACAUCAACUCGACGUUCCAGAUAACGAGCGACACGGGCGAAAUCCUUUUGGUCAAGACGGUGGAUCGCGAGGAGAUUUCCGUUUUCAACCUCAAAGUGUUGGCGAUGGACCGCGGGUCGCCGGCUCGCAACUCGACGGCCGACGUGGUCAUCCACGUCGACGAUGUCAACGACAAUCCGCCCGUUUUCAAUCAGACGCUGUACGAAGUCAAAGUGUCGGAGGCGCAGGCCAUCGGAACGGCUCUGCUGCGCGUUGCCGCUACCGACCGCGACCACGACGAGAAUGCCCGUCUCAGUUACGACAUCACGUCCGGCAACGACAAAGGCUGUUUCGAGGUGGACCCGUCCACCGGCGUCAUCUCUCUCAAGAAACCGCUCGACUUUGAAAUGUCCGGCGAGCACCGAUUCAUCGUGCGCGCCAGCGACGGCCACAGCACUCAACCCUUGUCGGCCAUUGCCACCAUCGCCGUCAAAGUCGAAGAUGAGAACGACAACGGGCCAGCAUUCCCGGUCGGCUCCUACCUGGAGUUUGUCGCCGAGAAUGCGCCUGCGGGAACAGUCGUGUUCACGGCUCACGCCAACGACAUGGAUCGCGGACCUUAUGGCAAGCUCAAAUACAGCAUUGCCGGAGGCGAAGGCAAGGAUCACUUCAAUAUCGAUCCCACCACCGGAACCAUCGUCACCCAGUCCGUGUUUGACUACGAGGCCAAGAACCGCUAUUACCUGUCGAUUCAAGCCAGCGACGUUGGUGGUCAAACGGCCUCUGUCAAUGUCCAGAUUGACGUCGAAAGCCGCGAUGAGUUCGCUCCGGAAUUCACCGAAUCCUCCUAUCGAUUCUCGGUUCCGUCGGACGCUGAUGUGGGCUACGCCAUCGGUAAAGUCUUGGCCACCGACCGGGACAAGGGCACCGACGGCCGCGUUGUCUACCACUUGCGCAAUCAGCACCCGCAUUUCAAAAUCAACAAGAUGAACGGAGUUAUCAGCGUGAGGAAGCGACUGGACGAUCGGGGACCUAUCGGUCGUCGUCGUCGUCGAAGUAGCCACAGUCGCCGUUCGGCCGCCAUGAUGCCCGUAGCGUCUGCCUUGACUGGAAAUUCCAUCAGUUUGGUCGUGGUGGCUUCGUCUGGCCGUCCGGGAUCGCUGAGCAACAUGAGCGUCGUCGAAAUUGUGGUGGAAGGCGCAGCCAACGGAACCAGACUGGCCAGCGCUGAUCAGAGCGUCGGCGGAUUAGCCGAUUGGGCUAUGGGACUCUUGAUCGCUCUCAUCUUCCUGGUUCUCGGCUUCGUAGCGGCACUGGUCUUCCUGCACAUGCGCCAUCGCAAACAACCCGCCCUCGGUGGAGCUGUGGCCGGCGGCGGAACCUCCAAGGCGCCCAUGUCGGUUGGAUCGGCUCCCGAUCCGUUUGACUCGGCUUCACAAUUUGACACGCUGGCAUUUCCUCCUCAGUACAACGAGAUUCCUAAUUACGAACACGCUGAGCGACGGCAUCAUGUCAACACCUCCGAGAUGUCAGAGCAAAGCCACUCGGCAUCCAGCGGACGGGGAUCGGCGGAAGAAGGUGAACCCGAAGCUGAAGAAGACGAAGAAAUUCGAAUGAUCAACGAAGGACCUCUGCGCCACCAGCAACAGCAAGCCAAGUUACAGCGCCUGGGUUUGCCCGUCAACGUGCCCGAUUCCGGUAUCCAUGGUGACGACGACAACCUCUCGGACGUCUCCGUCCACAACACGCAAGAGUAUUUGGCCAGAUUGGGCAUUGAUCCUUCACGAACGGAUCCAGGGCUCAACUGUGUGGGUGUCGGCGUCGUCGGCGUCGGCUCUGACGGAUCGCACGUCUCGCAUGGCUCACACUCGCACAGUCACGUCGGUCAUCCUGGUCACCAUCACGGAGUCAGCGUCGGUCAUUCGAGUAAUCACGGCGGCCACAGUAUGGCCGGCAUGCACCUGUUUGACGACGACGAAGGGACGGGCGACGGCGACGGCAUGGAUCUCUCCAACUUGAUCUACGCCAAGUUGAACGACGUCAGCGGAGAAGUCGAUCCGGAAACGGUGCUGGAUGGCACCUGCAACUUUGGUUUCGGUGACAGCAGCCAACCGUCGAUGACGGGUUCCCUUAGCUCAAUCGUACACAGCGAGGAGGAGCUAACGGGCAGCUACAACUGGGACUAUCUACUCGACUGGGGACCUCAAUACCAGCCGCUGGCUCACGUUUUCGGUGAGAUUGCCCGUCUAAAAGACGACUCGGCGCCCAACAGCUACGGCACCAGCACGCCCAACAAGAAGCCGCUGAACGCGCAGGUUAAGACGCUUCCGCCGCCGCUCAUCACCAAUGUGGCGCCACGAUCCAUCGCGCCUGUGGCCCUCAACACCCUGUUGCCCGUCGUCCGCGGGUCCGGUCAGCUAGCUCCUAUGCCAUCUCUUCCGCGCUCGCCCAUCAACCACGAGAGCACUUUUACCACGCCGGCCAUGUCACCGAGUUUCUCUCCCAGCUUGUCACCACUAGCCAAUCGCUCGCCGUCCAUCUCGCCGUUGGUUCCACCUGGUGUCAUGACUGGCCCCAAACCGAUGAACCAUCCGUCUCACCAUCCGUCGCACACCCAGCGCCCUCCUCGGUCGACGGCCAUCAUGACCGGCGCUUCUUCGGGAUCUGAAACGGAACUGCGGUUGUAAAAAAGAAAAGAAAAAAAUAGGUCAAAAUAGAGCAGGAUCCUAAUUCAAUACUACCCCUCUCGCGAUGGCCAAAAUGUGUUAAGCUCUUCGCUUUCAAUCUCCAAAUUAAAUUAUUGCAAGAUGUCUCCAUUCACACGGCGAGAGAGAGAGCGAACUAGCCAAGUGCCAAUUCCCUCGCCCCCCGUCUGUCCUUUUCCAACGCGACCGUGUUUUUGUGUGUUUGUGUGCGCAUGUCAUUUGUUUUGAUUUUUUUUUUCUGUAUCCAUAUCGCUCCUGUUUAUCCUCGAUUUAAAAAAAAAAUUAUCGCGACAAGUUGGGGAUGCGUUCAGAUGUACGUACGUGUCCAAAACAAAACAAAAAAGAAACAAAUUAUGAAAUGGCAAGCUCAUUUGCCUGGCGCAUCCCCGACUGUCGAUGUGUUGUGUUGUUUCUAUGUUUUCAAUAUCCCAAUUUGUGAAUUGUUUGUUUGCUCUGUCGUCUCCUUCGACGACAUUUGUUUCCAAAUCGUCCGCUGUAUUCCAAGAAUUUGUUCUCCAUUUCCGGCGGGAUAUUUUUUUAGUGUGGAGAGAGGGGAGGACGAGAGGGAUCGUUUGCCGUAUUCAUUGCUAAAUGGUGCCAUGUUGCUCAAGGUUUGAUCGAUUCCAGCCCAACGUUCAUUCAAAUCGUCGCCGUCGACUCGCAAAGCUCGCGUUCUCUUGUGUACAGGAACUCAAAAGACAGCGUCGGUCGUGAUCCUACCAUGUGGUUCGACGGCCGUCCGGAUCGACCAUCGUCGGGUUGUCUUCUCCCUCACAUUCGUUCUUCGCUGUGGUUAUUGUUACCGUUGGACGAGCGCUAAUGCAACGAUAGCCACCUGGAACAACAGGAGUCAUCCGUACUUUCUGCGCGGGAUGCGAAGGGAUUAUAACUGCAGCAGCCCGUAGUCGAUUGUAAAUAGGUUGUGUCAACCCACCCCCAAGCGUCGAUCGCCUUUUCAUUUGUAUUGUCUCUCAAUCGACUGUAUAGAAUGUUACCGUGGUUUGUGUUGUUUGUUUUUUUUGUAACAUAAAACUGUUUGUCCUGUUUGUUCUUACUAUUGUGUGUGUGGUGUGUAGGAAAUGAAAUACACGCUUUUAAUUAUGUAA
Messenger RNA from Daphnia pulicaria, 11984 nucleotides. RefSeq names its product protein dachsous-like (gene ds). Lineage: Eukaryota; Metazoa; Arthropoda; Branchiopoda; Diplostraca; Daphniidae. Gene Ontology annotation, cellular component: plasma membrane. The transcript has 13 exons. The record is from RefSeq and is a predicted model, not a curated record. Gene Ontology annotation, molecular function: calcium ion binding. Gene Ontology annotation, biological process: homophilic cell-cell adhesion. The coding region runs from base 487 to 10860 and encodes 3457 amino acids.